Molecule: messenger RNA, 3324 nt
Organism: Lathyrus sativus (Indian pea)
Lineage: Eukaryota; Viridiplantae; Streptophyta; Magnoliopsida; Fabales; Fabaceae
Source: the annotation of a GenBank genome assembly
AUGGCAUCAUUGAAUAAACAAACUUCAAAGAAAUCUACGCGUGGCGAGAAGCCGAAUGUAAAAUUUGCGAGGCGAACACCAAGUGGAAGAUAUGUUAAUUUGUCAAAUACUGACAUUGAUAUGGCUUCAAAUGCAUCAGGAGAUUAUAAGAAUUACACUGUUCAUAUUCCUCAUACCCCUGAUAACCAACCAAUGGAUGAUUCUUCUGCUGCAACAAAAGCUGAAGAACAACAUGUUUCGAAUUCUUUAUUUACCGGUGGAUUCGAUAGUGUAACCAGAGCUCAUCUUAUGGACAAAGUAAUUGAUUCUCAAGUGAGCCAUCCUCAAAUGGCAGGGGCUAAAGUAUCUUCCUGUUCAAUUUGUAAUGGAAAAGUUGCGAAGAAUGAGAGAGGAAACGACGUGACUCCAUGUGAGUGUAGGUUCAAGAUUUGUAAAGAUUGUUUUAUAGAUGCACAAAGAGAAGACGGCAUGUGUCCCGGUUGUAAGGAGCAUUACAAAGUAAGAGAAUAUGAAGAUGAUAGUAAUGAUUAUUUAUUACCGGCGCCACCAGGUUUCAGAAACAAUAUGUCAGUUAUGAAGAGAAAACAAAAUGGAGAGUUUGAUCACAAUAAAUGGUUGUUUGAGACCCAAGGUACCUAUGGAGUUGGAAAUGCUUAUUGGCCUCCAGAUGAUGAUGAGGAUGUUGACUAUGGUCAUCAUGAAGGGAUAUUUGAUGCUGCUGAGAAGCCUUGGAAGCCUUUGUGCAGAAAAACACCAAUUCCAAAUGGCAUCAUAAGUCCAUACAGGUUGCUUAUUUUUGUUCGCUUAGUAGUGAUGUUCUUCUUCUUGCAUUGGAGAGUGGUUCACCCAAAUGAAGAUGCAAUAUGGUUGUGGCUCAUGUCAAUUACUUGUGAGAUAUGGUUUGGCUUCUCAUGGAUACUUGACCAAAUUCCAAAACUUUCCCCUGUCAAUCGUUCCACUGACCUCAAUGUCCUUCAUGAGAAAUUCGAUAGUCCAUCACCAUCCAAUCCCACGGGAAGAUCUGAUCUGCCCGGUGUUGAUCUUUUUGUGUCCACAGCUGAUCCGGAUAAAGAGCCACCUCUUGUAACUGCCAAUACUAUUCUUUCCAUACUAGCAGUUGAUUACCCUGUGGAGAAGCUUGCUUGUUAUGUUUCAGAUGAUGGAGGUGCUCUCUUGACUUUUGAAGCAAUGGCUGAGGCAGCGAGUUUCGCUGAUUUAUGGGUUCCCUUUUGUCGCAAACACAAUAUUGAGCCGAGGAAUCCUGAUACUUACUUUUCCUUAAAAAUUGAUCCCACCAAGAACAAGAGUAGAUUGGAUUUCGUAAAGGAUAGAAGAAGGGUGAAAAGGGAGUACGAUGAGUUCAAAGUGCGCAUAAAUGGCCUGCCAGACUCUAUUAGGAGAAGAUCUGAUGCAUUUAAUGCGAGAGAGGAAAUGAAGAUGAUGAAGCAUAUGAAGGAGAGUGGGGCUGACCCUUCUGAACCUCUUAAAGUAGUCAAGGCCAUUUGGAUGGCUGAUGGCACUCAUUGGCCUGGCACUUGGAGUCCUUCUUCUAGAGAACAUGCUAAAGGUGACCAUGCCGGAAUACUUCAGGUGAUGCUGAAGCCACCCAAUCCUGAUUCGUUAAUGGGAAGUGAAGAUGACAAGAUCAUAGAUUUCACUGAAGUGGACACACGCUUGCCGAUGUUAGUAUAUGUAUCUCGAGAGAAAAGGCCAGGUUAUGAUCACAACAAGAAAGCUGGUGCCAUGAAUGCACUAGUUCGAGCAUCUGCAAUAUUGUCAAACGGACCAUUCAUUCUCAAUCUUGAUUGUGAUCACUAUAUAAAUAAUUGUAAGGCGGUACGUGAAGGAAUGUGCUUCAUGAUGGACAGAGGUGGUGAAGACAUAUGUUAUAUCCAGUUCCCCCAAAGAUUUGAAGGCAUUGAUCCCUCAGAUCGUUAUGCCAAUCACAACACUGUAUUCUUUGAUGGAAACAUGAGAGCCCUUGAUGGUAUUCAAGGACCUGUCUAUGUUGGAACUGGCUGCAUGUUCAGGAGAUUUGCACUGUACGGCUUUGACCCGCCAUCGGGUGAUUGGGAUGAGAAAAAUCCUAAACAUAAUUGUAAUGAAGAGUACUGUGAAACUACACCGGCCUUGAGUGCCAGUGAGUUUGAUCAAGAUCUUGAUGUAAAUCUGCUGCCCAAGCGCUUUGGUAAUUCAACCAUGUUGGCUGAGAGCAUACCCGUCGCUGAGUUCCAAGGUCGCCCUCUUGCAGAUCAUCCUGCCAUCAAGUAUGGACGUCCGCCGGGUAAACUAAGGGCCCCUAAAGAGCCGCUUGAUGCUCCUAUUGUAGCAGAAGCUGUCUCUGUGCUUUCUUGUUGGUAUGAAGACAAGACAGAAUGGGGAGAUAGAGUGGGAUGGAUUUAUGGGUCAGUGACAGAGGAUGUGGUUACAGGAUACCGUAUGCACAAUCGUGGGUGGCGUUCUGUAUAUUGUAUAACCAAGCGAGACGCAUUUCGUGGAUCGGCACCAAUUAACCUCACCGAUCGAUUGCAUCAGGUUCUGAGGUGGGCCACCGGUUCUGUUGAGAUUUUCUUCUCCAAGAACAAUGCAUUCCUCGGCAGUAAGCGCCUAAAACUUUUACAACGUCUCGCUUACCUAAAUGUUGGAAUCUACCCCUUUACUUCCCUCUUCCUCAUCGUGUAUUGCUUCCUCCCAGCACUCUCACUGUUCUCUGGAUAUUUUAUUGUGCAAACUCUCAGCAUCGCCUUCUUAAUCUACUUGCUCAUCAUGACGUUGUGCCUGGUGAUGCUAGCCAUUCUCGAGGUUAAGUGGUCUGGCAUAGAGUUAGAGCAGUGGUGGAGGAACGAACAAUUUUGGCUCAUUUCUGGCACUAGUGCUCACUUGGCUGCUGUGGUGCAGGGUCUCCUAAAAGUGGUUGCUGGAAUUGAGAUUUCUUUUACUUUGACAGCUAAAUCAGGAGCAGAAGACGAUGAAGAUAUUUUUGCAGAUUUGUAUAUAGUCAAAUGGACCUCUCUAAUGAUACCGCCCAUAGUUAUCGCUAUGGUAAAUAUCAUUGCCAUUGUAGUUGCCUUUUCUAGGACAGUUUAUAGCGCAAACCCACAAUGGAGUAAGUUCAUAGGAGGAGCAUUCUUUAGUUUUUGGGUUCUUGCUCAUUUGUAUCCAUUUGCGAAAGGAUUGAUGGGAAGAAGAGGGAAGACUCCCACCAUUGUGUAUGUGUGGUCAGGUCUUAUUGCGAUUACACUUUCUUUGCUUUGGGUUGCGAUUAGCCCACCAACAGGUGGUGGGGAUGACCCAAAUACUACGGAUAACUUCAAAUUUCCAUGA